Messenger RNA from Sander lucioperca (pikeperch), 9786 nucleotides. RefSeq names its product low density lipoprotein receptor-related protein 8, apolipoprotein e receptor (gene lrp8). The record is from RefSeq and is a predicted model, not a curated record. Gene Ontology annotation, molecular function: calcium ion binding; protein binding. Bases 179 to 3139 code for a protein of 986 amino acids. The transcript is spliced from 19 exons. NCBI's taxonomy places the organism in Eukaryota, Metazoa, Chordata, Actinopteri, Perciformes, Percidae.
ACUGAUUCAAACUGCAGCCGAGGCAGAAGGGAGAGAGCCGCUCCGAUCACACACAUUCACACGCUCAGGAGCAGAGGCAGAGAGAGGAACACACAGUCAGAGCGAGUGAGAGGUUGGGGAAUCCUUCAGUGGUUUUUCACUUGCAUCAACACAACCGUAGACCCCCCAGGAUCUAAAGAUGUGGACAGAAGUUGGGAAGCUUGUGCUAUUACAUUUGUUACUCAUGGAGCUCCAUUGCGCUAAAGGAACUACUACAGAGUUGGAGUGUGAAACUGGGCAGUUUCAGUGCAAGAACGGACGGUGCAUCCCGACCCUGUGGAGAUGUGAUGAUGAUGAUGAUUGCUCAGACAGCAGCGACGAGGAGAACUGCCCAAAGAAGACAUGUGCGACCACAGACUUUGCCUGUAAGAAUGGACAGUGCGUCCCUGCUAGGUGGCGCUGUGAUGGCGAACCGGAGUGUGCAGACGGUUCAGACGAGGCUGAUGCGAUCUGCAGCCGACAGACCUGUCCACCAGAGAAGUUUGAUUGCGGAGGGGCUGCCAGCAAAUGUGUUUCGUUGUCAUGGCGAUGCGACGGAGAGAGGGACUGUGAGAACGGGGCAGAUGAGGACCAGUGUGCUGCAGAUGCCAAGGCCUGCCCCUCCAAAGAUUUCCAGUGUCGUAAUGGGAAGUGCGUGGCACCAAUCUUUGUGUGUGAUGGAGACGACGACUGUGGGGAUGCCAGUGAUGAAGAGAAGUGCACGGCUCCCACUUGCGGCCAGCACGAGUUCCGCUGCAAUGACUCUGAGUGCAUCCCCGCCUUGUGGAGUUGCGACGGCGACCCGGACUGCAAGGACAAGUCAGACGAGUCCAUGGAGCGCUGCAGCCGAAGGACAGAGCCCCAGAAACCUCGCUGCCCAGUGGGCGAGUUCCAGUGUAGGAGUGGGGAGUGUGUCCACAUGAACUGGAAGUGUGAUGGAGACGCAGACUGCAAGGAUAAAUCGGAUGAAGCAAACUGUCCGCUGCUUACAUGUCGACCUGAUGAGUUCCAGUGUGGCGAUGGAUCCUGUAUCCACGGCACCAAACAGUGUAAUAAAGUGCACGACUGUCCAGACUACAGUGAUGAAGCUGGCUGUGUCAAUGUUACAAAGUGCGACGGGCCAAGAAAGUUCCGCUGUAAGAAUGGGGAGUGUAUUGACAGCAUCAAGGUGUGUGACAAUGUGAAAGACUGCAAGGACUGGUCUGAUGAACCCAUGAAGGAGUGUGGCCUGAAUGAGUGUGCAGACAACAAUGGCGGCUGCUCCCACAUCUGCAGGGACCGCAGAAUUGGCUAUGAGUGCGACUGUCCUUCUGGGUAUAAACUCCUGGACAAAAAGACUUGUGGAGACAUAGAUGAAUGUGAGAACCCAGAUGUCUGCAGUCAGAUCUGCAUCAACUACAAAGGAGAUUAUAAGUGCGAGUGCUACGAAGGCUACGAGAUGGACCCUGCCUCUAAGACCUGCAAGGCUGUGGGAAAGAGUCCGUACCUGAUGUUCACUAACCGUCACGAGAUCCGUCGCAUUGACCUGCUAAAGAGUGAAUACACUCAGGUGGUUCCCACGCUGAAGAACGCAGUGGCCUUGGAUGUAGACGUGUCCACCAACAAGAUGUUCUGGUGUGAUCUAUAUCAUCAAAAAAUAUACAGUGCUUACAUCAACAAGGCCAGUGACUCCUCACAGCAGGUGACCCUCAUCGAUUCGCUCCACUCCCCCGAGGGCCUGGCCGUUGACUGGGUCCACAAGAACAUCUACUGGACUGACUCUGGCAACAAGAGUAUCUCCGUUGCCACAGGAGAUGGCAGGAAGCGAAAAGUGCUGAUAUCCACUGAGCUGAGCGAGCCACGGGCCAUAGCAGUGGAUCCACACCAAGGGUUUAUGUACUGGUCAGACUGGGGAGGUCAGGCCAAAAUCGAGAAGGCUGGGAUGAACGGAGUGGACCGACAAGUUCUGGUGUCCGAACACAUCGAGUGGCCCAAUGGAAUAACCCUGGACUUGUCUAACAGGCGUCUGUACUGGGUGGACUCCAAGUUGCACCUGCUGUCCAGUGUGGAUCUGAAUGGGGACAACCGCAAAGUGCUUCUGUCCUCCCAUCACCAUCUGGGACACCCCUUCGCCCUCACUGUGUUCGAGGAUCACAUAUAUUGGACCGACUUGGAGGAUGAAACGAUAUACAGUGCCAACCGACUGACGGGACAUGAUGUGGCAAAGGUGGCAGAGCAUCUCAACAACCCCCUGGACCUGGUGGUGUUUCAUGAACAGAGGCAGCCUAAGGCCCCAGAUACCUGCAACAUGGGCAGUCUGCCUAACGGUGGCUGUGAAUACCUCUGUCUGAAGGCCCCCCAGAUCACAGAUCACUCUCCCAAGUACACGUGUGCUUGUGCUGAUGGCAUGGAGCUGGGACCAGACAUGAGGCGCUGUGCUAUAGUUCGACCCAGAGCAACCACAACAACAGCUGUGCCAACCACCUCCACCACCACUACAACUCCCACCACAACCACGACAACAAGCGCUACAACAACUAGCACAACUGUUACCAGCACCACGACUCCCCCUACCACAACCACAAGCUCCACUAGCACCUCUGCUGCUACGACACUCAGGCCCACAACCAGAGGGCUGACGACUGCUGCCCCGCCUCAGACCCCCAGGAUAACUUCUACUGAGCCGCCUCGGACCCCCGCGGCCACAAGUACAGAGGUGACCAGUUUCAGCAGGACCAGUCAGAAGUCCACAUCCACACACACGCCUCUACUGGGCCCAGUGGCCCCCAAUAGCAUUCAGAAAGAGAGCAAUGCCAACCUCUCCCACAGAGGUAAGAAUCAUGCUGCAAGUGAUCACUACCUCAUAGGUAACAACAUCACAGUAGCUGUUCUGGGGAUAGUCAUUCCUAUCGUCCCUAUCCUUGCCACAGUGGUCAUCGGAUUACUCUGCACCGGUGGAUACCUGGUUUGGCGCAACUGGCGACGCAAGAACACCAAGAGCAUGAACUUCGACAACCCCGUUUACCGCAAAACCACAGAGGACGACGACGAUGAAAUCCACAUCGGGCGACACAGCGAGUCCAUAGGCCACGUUUACCCGGCACGCGUGGCACUCAGUCUGGAGGAUGAUGGCUAUCCCUGAGGGGGGGAUGCAGCCUGCCCCCCUUCCCAAUUCCAUCCUGGCCCCUCCUCUCACCACAGCCUCUACACCACUACAAUGAGGCCAGUACAACGCAGAGGAGAAAGAGAACGGGGUCCUCAUUUUGCCUCCCCCUUUUGAGGAGCAGGGAUGACAUGUACUUCUUGUAAAUCCCCCUUCCUCUCCUACUUUCUUCACUGGGGUAACAUCACUACCACUACUAGCCACUACUACUUCCCUUAGUGCUAGUUUAUUAGUAGUCUCUGCUCCACUCCUCUCUUCUCUCUGCCUCUUGUUAGCUGUAGUGGUGUGUAAAAUGCUGCUUGAUGAUUUUGUUCAAACUAACCUCAUUUGGCCGUCUCCGUGCACACUGUAAAUAGAAUGCUGUCUGACCACCGUACAGGGGGAAAAAGCUGGCAUUAUUUUGAAUUCCUCAUAUGACGUUUUAUUUAUUUGUAUGUAUUUCCUGUUGUAAAUAUGUAAUCAGCAUGUCUCAGUGCUACAGAGUUACAGGCAGAUUUGUUGAAGUUUGCAAGGAUAUAGAGUUGUAGGCAAGGACGUUAUUUUCUUCAUAGUACCCUUUACAUCUUGAGUUGACAUUACAGAUUUUCUUCAAACAGGGGAAUGUCAUCCUUUUUCACACCCAGCCUCUCAGAAUCACCCCUGGACAUAUUGUAUGUAGGUAGGCAAAGCUAAAUAUAGCCAAGGGGAAAGGAGACAGAAAGAAAUGAUGGGGUUGUCUGCAUGUUUGGAGGUGAUUUCGGGGUAAAAGAGUUAGGAGUGUGCCACCAGAGGGUAGUGCCUCAAGGCAAAAAGCAACAGGGCAGAAAAGGCAAAGGAUUAUAGGUAAUCCUCUCUCCUGCUAUCAGAGGUGUGCGUACAGUCGAUAAUGAAUUUGGGAUUGUUUGCUCAUUUGCGGCGGGUGUUAGGGCUCACAUGUUCCUGAGUUUUUGUUUGUGUCUGCUGCAAUCAAUAUUUUAGAGGUAAAACUUCAUUUUUAGACAGUAGAGUGUCACAAAACACUUUUUGAGAUAUCAGUGAUGCUUUGAGGUACUGAGCUCUUUGACUUUCAACCCUAGCAUUGAGCAAAAUAUUUUUUUGGAAAUUCAGAAGACAGGACACUUGUCUGUAUGUAUGUUUACAUUUAAAUGCAUAGUUGUGCAUUCUGUAUUGGAAUCCUGUAUGGAUGAAGUAUAAGAAAAUGAAGUAUGAGAAAGCAAGCAGCGUACUGAUCUGUUGAUACAAAUAUAUUUUGCAGCAGUCCAUUUUUGCUGUAUUUUUGGCUCCAGUAGUCUAUAACACUACAUUAUUCUAGGUAUAGCUCCCACAACAUCACUUUUUCUUUCAUUUGACAUGGUUUCAUAACUUCCCAGUAAACAUCAAUCGCAGCAUUUUAGUGGAUUCACAGCACUGCUUUUAGUAUUUCUUAGCAUGAUAACUUCUCCUUCUUUAGUCCCCUAUCUUGGCUGUGUGUUUUCUGGAUGACAUGGUGUAUGUUUUGUUUUUUUGUUUUUCUUUAUUUACACAUAUAACAUAAAACAAUAAAAAGAAACAUAUCAUUUGCAAUAGAAAAAGACUCCACAUUUGAAAGGAAUCACUUUCCGCUGUCACUGACUCUUAAGUGUGGUUGUUAGCGGCCCUGUUUUGUAUGAGCAGAUAAGUAAUACGUCGAGGCUGACUGAGCCGAGCACUGAUUUGAUUUGAAAGCUGGAUAGAGAGGAAGCGUGUAAACCAGCGUAAAGAGCUGAUCUUUCAUUGGCUUGCCACAGACAUGCUUCCAGCCCAUUGAAUCAAAUGGAAUUCAUGCCCAGUGACUAUUGCAAUAAUUGCACAUGAUAUGUUGUAAUAGUAAAUUACUGCAGUCUGUUAUGACGAGUUAAUGAUCGCUGUUACGAGUUAUGGCAGAAUAACAACUUUCCUAUACUGGAUGUAAUUUAGUUUCAAUAUAGGGCAUCUUGAAGGUGUUAAGCACACAUAUAAUGCUUCAUAUAAAGUAUAGAGGUGUUUUACUUCGUCCGAAUUCUAGCUACGACACUGGUCUUCCAUCAUAAGAAUAACAAAUCAGAACAAUGUGGCAAUUCAGUUGAACUGAGCUAAAUGCUUUUUCAGAUGUUCAGUCUUUUUUAAUAACGAGCAAAAACAAGUAUAGAAUGCAAAGAUUAAAGUCUUCCAUUGUAGGCUAUAGACUCAGCAUAUGCAUUCAUCUUACUAUACAGACAGUAUGUGCAUACAAACAAACAGAUGAUUAAUGGUAGUUAUUAUUCAUGGUUCUCACUCUUUCCUGGAAAUGUUUGCCCAGUGUGAAUGCUCAGGAAAACAGACAAAGGCAAAGGUAGGCAGGAAAUGACUGCCAAGAUUUAGACUAAACUCUACGCAAACAGGUUUAUGCUUGGAAGAUGAACAGUGGGCCAUUUAUUUUGCUGGAUUUCUGCUGAUGUUGUGUCGCAGGAUUCUAACACUCAUUCUCGCUCACCUUCCUCAGAAGGAUGCCACUUUCUUCUCUCCGUUUAUGAUGCACAGUGGGGGAUUUCUAUGAACUGAAUGUGACAAGUGGCAUGCUAGACAGGGAAAUUAUAGUCCUCUCCAGGACUGCACUCCCCUACGUCUAUCUAAUGAAGCAGGAUUGAGCACAAAGGGGAGGCCAUCUCCCUUCAUCUUAACCUUGCACAGAUGAAGCCAAAUAAAAUGCAUUACACAGUGGAGAAGACUGUGACGCAGCUCAGCAUAUUCCCAGGUUAGUUAGUUGUUUUUUUGGCAGAAUAUAGGAUUGACAUGUAGAUGACCGUUUGAAUUGGCAUAGUUGCAUUUUGGUAUAAACUGUGGUUAUGUUGUAAUAUUUUCAGUUGGUAUGAUGGCCGUGGGAAUUGUUAAGAAUGCUCACAAUUUCAUAUGUUUUCAUAAAAAAAACUAAAUCUAAGUCCUAAAGGAAAGAUGAAGAUGAUGUAAGAUGCCAAGAAAGAUGAAACUGGUCAGAUAUCUUUGUGAAUUUAAGAUUAAAUAAAUCACAAACCCGAUGAUGGUUUGGACCCUGAGCUCACUCCACAUAGUUUCCUUCAUGUCCAUGUUUGCUGCAGGUGUAAUGGAGUUCCAUAUGGAGGGUUUGCAGUUAGGAGAAUAAAUUGCUUAUUCAUUGAGGUGACUGAGCGUGGCAUUGUAGAAACGUUAUUUAUUUAUUAUUGCUACAGUGUGAAGAGAGAUUGGCUGGUCGACUUUGUGGCCACCUUGAGAGCCGCCCCUGAAGAACACUAAACAGGUCCAGAAAGGGACUGAUAUCAUUCAUCAUCACAUAGUAGGUAAUAAUUGUAGUGGUAGUAGAGGACAUGCUUUGACAGUAUGCUGUCUGGACAUUCUUUAUUCAUAUUGUUAGGAAUACAUUUAGGGCCUAAUCAAUGCCCUAAUGGCAGCAUAGUCAGUCAGUCAGUCCAUAAACAAUAUGACAGUCAGAAGGAUCAAGUUGAGCACUCUGCCUCAUGCUGAAGAAUAAUGAAUUGUGCGUGUGCGUGUGCGUGCGUGUGUGUGUGUGUGUGUGUGUGUGUGUUUGUUUCUGUACAUAUGUUCAGUUGUUUAGUUAUUGUAGGACAAGUAUGAUGUGUAGGUACACUUGUUUCUCACUCCAGGUCCGUUUUUUGUUAAUUAUUAUUAACUUGAAGUCUUUUCAGUGUUAAGUCAGUAGUUGCUGCAGUGUUGCAUGUGCAACAUGAUAACUAGAACAAAGGUAUUUGGUAACACUCAACCACGCAUCUUUAAAUGCAGAAAAGUUCACUUGUACUAUAUUAAGUGGCAGUCUUAAAUUUCUGGUGCACCCAUGUUGAAGUUAAGGGGUGCAGUUGCACCAGCAGUUCGUAAAUUCCAACUUCUGUGGAGAUUGAUCACCAAAUUAAAACGAGGUGUGACCACACAAACGUGCAUCGAACUUGCAUAGAGAUUAUUUGUUACUAAAACCAUUUUUGUGACUUCUGUUUGAAUAGUUGAUUGUUUGUGCUUGGUCAACACAGCAGAUGUUUCUUAACAAUGACACAGUACUUAAAUCUUUACUAGCUGAGACCUUCCUCAUGUUUUAAUGGUGAAACCCAAUUUAACAAAUCACUAGUUUAAAUCUACAGUAGCUGGUUGUUGUUUAGAAGGACUUUACACACAACUGUGUGUAUGGAUCAAGGGUAUAACUUUGGUUGUGGGAGGAGACACAACACCAGGGGUCUGGGGGUCCUCCACUAGAAUUAUUUUUUUCCGAUUUGAAUCCCAUUUCCUGCAUUUCUAAAUUCAUUUAUAGGGACGAAGGUGAUACAAAAUCCAGGAAAUAAUUAGGUUGACCAUAAUGAUAAAUUAUGCAAGAAAGAAUAGUACUAAACGAUAAGAAAAAAUGUUUUACUUUCUUUAUUGCUUAAAAUAGGUGCCAAUCACAGAGACCUAUACAUCAAAAUAAUAUCAAAACAAAUUUGAGGGGGUGGGGGGGGGACACAAACAGGAUUAUGAAAAGUGGGAGGGACAUCCCAGUGGAAAUUACGCCCUAGUGAUGGAUUUAUAAACAGCUGGUGCAACACAAUCCGGGUUCUGAGAAUCCGAGAAUACAUACACCCCUGCUCAAUAAAAUUCCUAUGUUGUGUAGGCCUAUUCAUCUAUAGAUUGAACUCACACAUUCAUAAAGCAUUGGGAUGUUCCUCACAAACCCCUAAUGCAUAAUAGGCAGGUUACUAUCACACCUAAAUUAUGUCAAACCAUCCAUAACAAGGUUGUGUCUGGUUUAUUUUAUAGGAGCGAUGUUACAUUAUAAGCUCGUUGUAGCAAAUUCUAACAGCCGUGAUAACCCAUAAUCCAACAUAAUUUUAGUGUUCCUGAUUUGUGCUCCCUGUUUUUAAACUGUCCCGUCGCAUGUCCCUCUCUUCCUCUCUGCGCUCUUCUAAUUUUUUUUAUCCUAUCUUUUCUGAGCAGGGAAUCUGACCCAUGCCACUUUUAACCAGCUGCUCUGACUGCUUUCUAACAUCACUCACCUCUCUCCACCACUUUACUUCCUCAUGCACUGUAUCAAAAGUAAUGCCAGCUGUAAGGCUUCAAGUCUUUCCGUGGUUCCUAUACUACUGAGUUUUUGUUGAGCCUAGUCAGCAUUGCUGUCUCUGUGCACUCCCAUCUUCAUCUUAGCCAUCAACAUAUUUCCUUUGGCAAGGGCUGUCAGUCUUUGGGUCAACAGACACACACACACACACACACACACACACACACUGGAAGAAAUCACUGGAAGGGAAUAACCCGGAAUCCCCAAAAUAACAGGGAAAUGCCCAGAGCUGGGGGGAAAAAACCCUCCGGGUCAUGAACCAGCAAACAGACGUAAAGCACGCUCAGCCAGGAGAAGCAGCCCCCACCUCACCCCCCAGCUACAGGACUGUGGAAGGAGCCCUCAUUGACUGGACAUGACUGGCAAUUAGCUCUUGGUAACCCAGUGACUUUCCUUUACCAACUGUUUCCUCUUAUUAUCAUGUGUUUUUUGGACUAUUAGUCUGUAAGCUGUAGUUGUUGCUUUCUCUCUCUCCUUGCCAAACCAUUCUCAGUUUCAUAUUUGAGCUACUUGAUGUUUGAUUACUUGAAGGGCAGUGUUCAGUCACCUACAUUUUUCUACCAGUCAGUAUAAAAUGAAGGUUGGGGGAAGAAGACAGCAAUGGGGAAGUUGUAAAAUCUUGUGUGUAAAUCUUUUCAUGGGUUGGGAUGAUGCUAUACAAAGGCAACAAUUUGAUAUAAAACUAUUGUGACAGAUUUGGACAUUUUACUUCAACAGUGAUUGAGGUGGGAGAAAAUCACUGAAAAUAUAAGAAACUAUUGGCUCCAAUUUUUGCAAAACUGUCUACCUGUAUUUACUCAAAAUGUUGUCAUUGCCUGCAAGGAAAUCUCAAAAACCAUUUGGGGGUCUGUCCAUUCCACAGCCAUACGACAGGCAUUUUUUUACGCUGUGUGUUGCACAAAACUUUUCAAGAAGCCUUCUGCACUGUGUAAAGAGAUAACGUUCUUAGGAGGGGAGAAAGUAUAAGGGAGGGGGGUCCAAUGUUACAGUCCAAUGGUUUUGAAUCAUGACUUGUAAAUAACUUUUCAUACAGCAAAAACCUUUUGAUAAUGUUUAAAAUGUAUCUGUAAAAAAAAGUUGUACAUAAACCUCUGGGGUGAAAAGGAGUGUAGACUAUAUAUGAAUUUAUUUGUACACAAGAGCACUGGAUUUAUUUACUACUUGAUUGUAACUAAAAAUUAAUAAUCUGCCAAAGUGUUUUUAUUUUACUUUUUCUCCUGUCUGUUCCGUUUGUUUUUUGUUUGCUUUUUAACAGCAUUGCAGAUUUUUAGUGUUCAUACUGUAUUUAAUUCUGUUAAAUAGAUUUUGUUGUGUGUUUUAAAAAAAAAAAAGAGGGGUUAUCAUUUUAAUUUAUUGGUGCCUUGUUUUGUGCUCCUGUAUACUUUUACUCUUUCUGUUUUUCUGUGUUAUGUGUCUGCUGGGGGGUUUAACUGGUGGGUUGGUGAGGGGCAGGGUGGGGGGAGGUAAAAACUUAGCAACUUCUGUACUUACAUGGAAUAUCUGUACUUGUAUGCCAAAAUGGUCUCACUCACGUUUCUAUGAAAUCAAGCUGUUGAUAAAUAUCUCUAUAUAUUGAUAUAUUAAAUUUAUAAAAACUGUC